AUGGGUAACCUACCGAAAGAACGCACAACAUUCUCGCGUGCGUUUACAAACACAGGUGUCGAUUUUACCGGGCCCUUUGAGAUUAAGAGCUAUCGCGGCCGCGGUUGCCGCAUUUCCAAAGGCUACGUUUGCCUUUUCGUUUGUUUUACGACUAAGGCAAUUCACCUGGAAGCGACAAGCGAUCUCAGCACCCCAUCCUUUCUGGCAGCAUUCGCUAGGUUUGUUGGUAGAAGAGGAUGUCCGAAAAACAUGUACUCCGACAACGGCACCAAUUUUGUCGGAGCUUCUCGAUCAUUACGAUCUGAAAUGAAGGCGUUCAUAGCAGAAGCGCGUGAUAAAACCAUAUCGAAAUAUAGUCAUCAAACACUUACAUGGCAUUUUAUACCCCCAGCAGCUCCUCACAUGGGCGGACUGUGGGAGGCGGGUGUAAAAAGUUUCAAAAACCACUUCAAAAAGAUUGCAUCCACCCACAAAUACACCUUUGAGGAGCUCAGUACCUUAUUAUGCCGAGUUGAGUCUUGUCUCAACUCGCGACCGUUAAGUCCCUCAUCGAACGAGCCAACUGACUUGGAGCCUCUAACUCCCGGUCAUUUCCUCACAGGCGGUCAUUUACUCGCGCCACCGGAAUUAGAUGUAAAUGAAAACCCAGCCUCCAUAAUAAAUAGGUGGCAGAAAUUAAAGGCUUUACAUCAAACCUUUUGCAGGCGAUGGAAGUCAGAAUACCUAUCCGAACUACAGAAGCGAAUUAAGUGGAAAAAUCCAAAGCAGAAUAUGGAGAUUGGUGAUCUCGUCGUUAUAAGAGAGGACAAUUUAGCGCCUAACGAAUGGAGAUUAGGCAGAGUAAUCAACCUGCACCCCGGUUCCGACAACCGAGUGCGUGUGGUGGACAUCACCACCGAGAAGGGUCAGGUAACACGACCGCUGGCAAAACUUAUCCUACUGCCACCGUACAACGAGAGAAUUGAGAAGCCACCGAAUGCUUCUUGA
Messenger RNA from Rhagoletis pomonella (apple maggot), 987 nucleotides. RefSeq lists its product as uncharacterized. Lineage: Eukaryota; Metazoa; Arthropoda; Insecta; Diptera; Tephritidae. The record is from RefSeq and is a predicted model, not a curated record. Gene Ontology annotation, biological process: DNA integration. The coding region runs from base 1 to 987 and encodes 328 amino acids. The transcript has a single exon. Gene Ontology annotation, molecular function: nucleic acid binding.